Molecule: messenger RNA, 6127 nt
Organism: Labrus bergylta (ballan wrasse)
Lineage: Eukaryota; Metazoa; Chordata; Actinopteri; Labriformes; Labridae
Gene: tmem131
Product: transmembrane protein 131
Cellular component (GO): membrane
Source: RefSeq, a predicted model, not a curated record
GUUUCGCUGCUGCUCAGUUGAGAUGAUUGACAGAGUCAGCAGAGGUUCACUCGGGCAUGUCCGCUCACUCGCUCGGUUGUUAUCGUAAACAGAAAGACCUGCAGCAUGGCGAGUUCAGAAAGAGCUCACACAACAUCGAGAACACCAGGCAUCGGCUUGUUGAGGAUUUUAUUUAUUGCUUUUAUUCACACGACGCGGGCCAAUAAACAAGCAUUCAUUCAGUCAGACACAAUACUAGAAGUUUUACAUUUUGGUGAAGGAGGCCUUUUACAGGCCGAGUCUGACAUUGAUUUUAGUUUAUUUCAUCAACAAAGCACGUCCCCGCAUCGUGGGAACUGCCGACCUAUACGAUUUGAACCUCCGAUGUUGGACUUUCACGAACAGCCUGUUGGAAUGCCAAAAAUGGAGAAAGUUUAUUUACACAAUCCUAGCUCAGAAGAAAUUAGUUUGAUAUCAAUAUCAGCAACAACAGCACAUUUUCACGCGUCCUUUUUCCAGAAUAGGAUAAUUCCACCUGGAGGAAACACAUCGUUCGACGUGGUGUUUCUCGCUCGAGUAGUUGGGAAUGUAGAAAACACUUUAUUUAUUAAUACAUCACAUCAUGGAGUGUUUACAUACCAGGUUUUUGGGGUCGGUAUCCCAAACCCCUACAGACUGCGACCCUUCAUCGGGGCUCGAGUCCCAGUAAACAGCAGCUUCUCACCUCUUAUACACAUCCACAACCCUUACAGUGAACCACUGCAGGUGGUGGAGAUGUACUCCAGCGGUGGGGAUCUACAUCUAGAGCUUCCCACGGGUCAACAAGGAGGCACCGGGAAAUUAUGGGAGAUUCCUCCGUUUGAGACGAAGGGGGUAAUGAGAGCCAGCUUCUCGUCGAGAGAUGUCGACAAUCACACGGCUUUCAUCAGAAUCAAAACCAAUGCUCCAAACGAGGACCAGUUCAUCAUCCUCCCUGUGGAGGUGGAAGUCACUUCAGCCCCUGGUAUUUACUCCUCCACAGAGAUGCUUGACUUUGGUACACUGCGGUCACAAGAUCGUCCAAAACUGCUGAACCUACACCUUUUAAAUUCAGGAACAAAAGAUGUGCCAAUAACAAGUGUACGUACAACACCAUCAAAUGAAGCCGUCACAAUCGACUUCAAAGCAGUCACACUGAAAGCAGGAGAGAGCAGAUAUACCAAAGUUGCAAGUAUUAGUUUUGAUGCCUCAAAAGCAAGAAGACCGUAUCAGUUCUCUGGAAAAAUAACAGUUAAGGCGAAAGAAAAGACUUACUCCAAGCUUGAAAUACCGUACCAGGCGGAGGUUUUAGAGGGCUACCUGGGCUUUGACCACACAGCCACGCUGUUCCACAUCAGGGACAGCCCAGUCGACCCCGUGGACAGACCCAUCUUCCUCACAAACGCCUUCAGCUUCGCUAUCUGCAUACACAAUGUGUCGCUGCCAGAAGAAGCCAAAACCAUGUUUAAUGUGCAGAACUUCAGCGCACCGAUCGUUAUCCCCCCACACGAGUCACGCUACAUCUUCUCCCUCCUCUUCCGGCCAGUCCGACCCUCCAUUCACAUAGACAGCAACAUCCUGCUCAUCACCAACGCUUCAAAGUUUCACCUGCCUGUCAGGGCCUACACAGGCUUCCUGGAGCCUCUCGUCCUGCCGCCCAGUCUGAAAGAAAACCUGCUGGACUUUGGUGUUCGCAGUGCAACAGACACCAGCAGCAUCAUAUUUGUGGUGGUCAACAGUAAUCCCAUAGAGCUGGAGAUCAAGUCCUGGCUGGUAACAGGGGACAGUCUCUCCAUGGAGCUGCUGAAGACGGAGAGAGGAAACACAACAGUGGCUCUGAAUCGCAUGAGAGAGCUGCAGAACACGUCAGCCUCCCAGCACAAAACAGUGAUAUUAGCAUCUGGCUAUUACGCUGUAUUCAGAGUGACACUUGUGGCCAAGGCGCUGGAGGGAACGUAUGAUGGAGCCAUACACAUAACCACAGAUUACGAGAUAUUAACCAUCCCAGUGAAAGCUCUCAUCGCAGUGGGCACGCUGAACAGCUCUCCAAAACAUAUAGUUCUUCCAUCUUCAUUUCCAGGGAAAGUUGUUCAUCAAAGCUUCAGCAUACAGAGCUCUUUUACACAGAAAGUGAGGCUCCAGCAGAUCCGCUCACUUACAGAAGAUAUCCGUUUUUAUUACAAACGGCUCCGAAACAACAAAGACGAGCUGGAACCCAGACGUAAAUCUAAGGUGGCAAAUAUUUAUUUUGACGCCAGUUUGCAGUGUGGUGAUCACUGUUAUGUCGGGCUGCCGUUUGUGCUUAAAUCGGAGUCGAAGCCUCACGGGCUUGUGUUACAGGAGGAUAUCUGGGACGCUGAUGUCGACCUUCACCAGAAACUACUCAGACGAUGGAGAGAUCUGAAAGAGCGAUCAGGACACAAGGUUGAAGCCGUCUUUGAAGUCAACACAGACCUUCAAAAAAACGUACAGGCUAAAAUAACGGCGCACUUGUCCUGGCCCUCUCUGGUGAACUCCUCGCAGCGCAUUACAUUCCCCCUGACCAACACAAACAGCUCCUCUGAUGAGGAGGUGAUUCUGCAAAACCCUGCAGACGUCCUCGUCUAUGUCCAAGUUCUCCCGCUGGCUCUUUUACCAAACCCUUCAGUGUUUUCUGGAAAGUUAGCGGACAGGUUUCCUUUAGGAAAUUUAUCCAACAUCAACAUCGAUACCAACACCUUGGAAUUUCAGGUUCACAGAAAUCAAACGUCUGUAAUGAAGAGCAGCACGGGCUUCGUAGAGGGAUCAAUCCGACCCUUUGUGUACAACCUCCUCCUGCUGCCCGGAGAGGUCAAAACGUUCAGCGUGAGGUUCACUCCCAUCAGCAACCACAGUGUCUCCUCCCUCCUUAUAGUCAGGAACAAUCUGACUGUGAUUGACACAAUCUUACUUCACGGCCGAGGUACGACGGAGAGCCUGAAAGUUGCAGGGAAGCCUCCGGGACAAGGCAGCUCGUUGAGGUUCAAGAUGACCGAGGCUCUGCUGAAAGACUGCACAGACAAGACUAAAGUCAAGGAGCCAAACUUCACCCUGAAGAAGACCUUCAGAGUGGAGAACACAGGCCUGCUCCCGAUCACCAUCAAAUCAGCCGAAAUCAACGGACAGGCGUGUGAAGGAUACGGAUUCAAAGUUCUCAACUGUCAAGAAUUUGCACUAAAGCCAAACGCUUCAAAAGACCUCAUAAUCCUGUUUACACCCGACUUCACUUCGUCUCGAGUGAUCCGGGAGCUGAAAUUGGUGACAUGCGGAGGCUCCGAGUUCGUGUUUGUCCUGAACGCCUCGUUGCCCUACCACAUGUUAGCCACAUGUGCAGAGACCCUGCCCAGACCGAGCUGGGAGCUGGAGCUCUACAUCAUAGUGUCUCUCAUUAUGAGCUCCAUGUUUCUGUUGGUCAUCGCCACAGCCUACCUGGAGGCUCAGAGUAUUUGGGAGCCUUUUAAGAGACGAGUGUCGGUGGAAUCGAACUCCACGAUGGAGACCGGGAGACCGUUUAAUCUCAGGGAAAUCGUGCAAAUUCACAGUGAUUCAAAGUUUAACGAUUAUGCCGACUCAGCCCAGAACUCCAGAGGAGGUUUUGCGUCCAGUAACGGAGCAGCUCGAGGUGGAGGCCGACAGAGCAACGGCCGCACAGUCUCCGAGUCAGAUAGCCAGGAUAAGAGGUCCAGGAUCGGCUUCAGCCGCCCAUCUAUGCAAGCUUCCUCCACCCAGCUGAGCAAAGGGAGUACAGCCUCAGGACAAGAAGGCCCUGCAGCAGCCUGCCAGCUGACCAACCGCAAAGCUCGGAGCAAGCAACCGGACCUCCAGAGCCCAACUUUAACCCACAGAGGCCUCGUCCCUGAAGACACAGAAUACGCCAACCUGGUUGGCGCCAUGGACAACGACCUCGACCGUCCAGAGUCCCUCAGCGGAGAGAAUCUACCGGAACAGAGCUCUCAGUUCAUUCAAAACAAAGUGUUUGAAUCUAAAGGGAAGCUGCGGGCCAAAUCAAAAGCCCAGAGGAAGAAGGAGGAGAAAGAGAAAAAAUCCUCAGUAAAGACUCAGGGAGACGAGCUUAAAGACAACAUGGCCGACAAUGACGACAGCUCCUCCACCACCACAGAGACCUCCAACCCAGACGUGGAGACAAACAUCAAAGAGGAACCUGUGAAAAAGAAAGGAAGGACCGUAGCAGCGGUCAAAGCAAAAGAAGAACCUUCACAUUUCCUCAUCAAACCCAAACCCAAGAAACAAGACACCACAAAGAAAGAAAACCCAGCAGAGAAAUCCAGUUCUCUGGAGCUGCCGUAUGUAACACCGCUGGAGAACAAACAACGCAAGAGCUUCACAUCCAAAGCUCUGUACCCGCCCAUCAACAUCCCAAAGAGCAGACCCGUGCAGAAGCAGAGACUAGACGGGAAGCUGGAAGAAGGACGCCCCUCUCUCUUAACCAAACUGUUCACCAGCGGCUCGGUGCCCGAGCUCGGACACAGCAGCAGCUCAGAGGGCGAGAAGGAGUUUGCGUCUCCAGAGUGGGACGUGCCUCUUUCCAAAAACUGUGUCCAAGCUGACAGUCUUCAGCAGAUUUCCCUGCAGACAAUAAACGCAGAUCCUUUCCUGAAGAGAUCCGUCACAGCCGGGACCUGCUCCCCUCCACCCACCUCCCCCAGCUUACUGUUCAGAGGCUCCUACAGCAGCGUGCUCAACAGUAACAGUGAGGGAAGCCAAAAGAAGGCCCCGGGUAAUAAACUCUCUGCAGCCACUCCUCUACCUGGCAAAAAUGGGAACCCCACCUUUGCUGCUGUAGCUGCUGGUUAUGAUAAAAGUCCAGGUGGAUCUGGUCCAGGUAAAACUGACAGCCAAGGAAAGAGUCUGGCACACAUGACGUCAGUGGAGAGUGACAGCUCUGACAGCUCUGGGUUAUGGAGUCCCAUCGACCCAGUCAGCAGUCCGAGCUUCCCCUCUGCCAACUCGUUCUCUGCCUUUGGACCCAACAACUCCUUCAACCUGACAGGAGUUUUCAGUGGAAUGAAUCUCCCAAAGUCGUCGGAGCCUCAGCAGAGCUGGCCUGAGUUCACCACUGUACCCUCGUCCAUCUGGGACAUACCGACCAGCGACCCUCUGCACUCCUGGCCCAGCAGCUCCAGCUCGCCCACCGCACCCACUGCAUCACUCCUGGGAAACGCCCGGAACCCUUGGUCUGCAACCACACCCUUCGGGAGCUCCAUUUGGUCAACAAGCGCAGAUUCGGCCUUACACCCUUUCCCUCCAACGACCAACUCGACGACUCUGACCGAUCUGGUCAGCAGUCCCGCCCCGUCUCCCCCGGCGACCACAGAGAUGAGUCGGACCUACAACCCGUGGAGCAUGUGGCGCCCCACACUGAGCAGGCGCAGCUCCGAGCCCUGGCCAAGCUCCUCCGACAAUGCCAAUUAAAAAUCGGCACACCGCAGCACUUAACAGAACCGCGUCAUGAAUUUGAUGUAUUCUGGACGCUCAGUCAAAGAAUUUUAUGAUAAGAAAUCCCAACAGAAAGCAACGUUACCUGAAGUGUGAAGGUAGCCCAGUGCUGCAGGUUACCAACCCCACAGUUUAGUUCUCUGCAGCUUUUUUAUUUAUGGGGGCGGAAAGUUUUAUUUGGUUUUGUUUUAACAGGUGCCCCUCUAAGUUAGCAGGUAUGCUAAUGCCAGUGCAGACAUUUUUGCUGUUAUAGAAAGGCUGCGUUCCUUCUCAGAGGUUGACACAUGGCCGCUCUAAAGUUCAGUAUUAAUGUUGGAUCUUAAUUUAAGCCAUGUGUCUUCGCCAUCAGUUUUAUUGGUUUGUUAUAAAAGUCGGUCUUAAAACCAAACAUCUGCAUUUAAAUUAUUGCACUAGGCUUUUAUUUUGCAGCAGGGAUCUUUUGAUGAGUCACGAUUGUUCAGACGACACAAACAGCCCCAAAAAAACGUCAAUGAACAUUCAUGUUCCCCAUUUUGAACCGGGCUCUGUUCAAAGAAAUAUCAAAGCCUUCUGUGAGAAUGAUUUGGUCAAGUUAUCAAAGAACACUUAAGUUUGAGGUUUGUAUUGUACAUUGCCUCUAUUUGUCAGCAAAUUUAAAUAAAGGACUUCAGCAGAA